Cajanus cajan (pigeon pea) is the source of this 936-nucleotide messenger RNA. RefSeq lists its product as uncharacterized. The record is from RefSeq and is a predicted model, not a curated record. Lineage: Eukaryota; Viridiplantae; Streptophyta; Magnoliopsida; Fabales; Fabaceae.
UUCAAGUCAUUCCACUCCCUUUAUUCCCCACAAAAAUUUAGAGUCACACAUCUUCCUCAUAUAAACACACCCACACCCACAUUCACAUUCAUAUUGAACACAACAAAUCAGACACAUACAUCACUAAAGUGAAAAAUCUCCAUUCAUUCACCAUAAGGAAAUGCCUUCACCAGUGCAGCCAAGUCACUCUCCAUCUGCUGAAGGAGAGAAACACAAGCAAUUGGAUAGAGAGAUUAGGGACAUGGUCUCUACCAUCACUCACAAGGUCACAGAUUUUCACAAACCAGGCUCAACCCACCAUUUGAAUAACGAUGAACAACAUGGUUUGAGCAUGGUUGCCCUUGUAGGAAACAACAACGGUGCCACCAUGAGAAGUGAAUUGGAUGAAAAAUCAGGCAACCCUUCUCAUGGUGAAGAGCCAGAGGCUCUCAGCACCUAUGUUAACAGCAACUUCCAAGCCAUCAACAACUCAAUCAUGUUUGGUGGCAGCUAUCAGGCCAAUGAUCCAGGUGUGCACAUGGAUAUCUCAGAUUUCUCCACUGAGCAUCACCAAGGCCACCAUCACAAGGAACAAAAGCAUGGGAAGAAGGGAAAGAAGAAAGAGAAAGAAGCUUCCAAACACAAAAAUAUUUCAUCAUCAUCAGAUUCUGAUUGAGCUUAAUGUGGUGCUGAAAGCAAUGAAACAGUUGAGUGCCAGAGAAUGCAUGCAACCUACUCCAUUGUGACAUGUGAGAAUAGAACCUCUUGUGUUGAUUGUUAAGCACUAGCUAAUCAUUUCUCAAGUAUGUUUGAAUAACCAUGUUUUUGUAAUAUGUUGCUUGUUUUGUGUUUAUUCCUUUAGCUUUGUGAAGCAAUGGGAGUAUUUAAUUUUCUCGUCAUAUGCAUAAUUGUAAUCUCUACGCCAAGAGUUUAUGAACAUUUUGAGUUUUGAGUCAA